This is a messenger RNA of Cloeon dipterum, 9886 nucleotides long. RefSeq lists its product as uncharacterized. The record is from RefSeq and is a predicted model, not a curated record. The transcript is spliced from 27 exons. Gene Ontology annotation, molecular function: DNA helicase activity. Gene Ontology annotation, biological process: telomere maintenance; DNA repair. The coding region runs from base 1286 to 8935 and encodes 2549 amino acids. Lineage: Eukaryota; Metazoa; Arthropoda; Insecta; Ephemeroptera; Baetidae.
UUGAUUUAUAAAGUCGGCGAAUAUUACGUGCCGAAGGCACGUACCAUCUUUCAUUCGGGAUUUCCAAUUUAAAUGAGUUAGAUUUGACAUUAAUCCUGAUUCUAAGGUGUUUUCCGUCCGUGUGUUAAUAAAAUUUCUUUUAAAAUUCAUAGAAAUGUCUGAAAAAGUAUGAAAAACAGGCAUCUCAGGGCGAAGUACCCUGAAAAAGGUCGUGAGGGUACAAGAAAUUUAUGUGCCUCGUCGAGAUGAUUUUUUUGAGGCCUCGUGAGUUAUAAUCCGUUGAUCCGUUGAAUUGUUUCAUAAAUAAAACCAUUUGUGAGAGUCUUCCGAGCCGAGCCGAGCAACAGUGAAAACCGAAUUUUCCGUAUUUUAAUUUUUCUAUGUGCGGUAGAAACUUCAAAAAUGGUAUGCACAUCGGCAGCAUGCAUGAGUGUGCGAUUUGGGUCCUUUCGGGGGAAAAAAUUGCGUUUUUCUAUUUAAUUUUGGAUACUUGCAAGCGCCGUCGUUUCCAACAAAUUCAAAGAAAUGCUAACAGCGUCAAAACCGGUUGCAUUAAAAAAUUACCGGUUUUUUCAUAAUGCCAAGCACAAUUUCAAUUCUAUUCAGCCUCAAAGCUGCCUGUUUGUAAUUUAUUUUGAGUUGUAAAUAUUAAAUAAACCUUCUUUUACCAAUUAACACCAGUUUCGUCUUUAUUCGCAACGAUUUGAACAUAAUUCACGAUCUCGUGCGUACCGGUACGAAGCAGCGCGCACCAGCGCCACCGCUGUUUUGCAGCAACCGCCGCGACGACUGCGAUUUGCUUUGUUGACACAGCAGGUGCCUGAAGUGCUUCAAAGUUAAUCUCGAUUUUUCCCAACUUUUCUGACUUUUCCAAUCCUUAGCGAGUGUUUUAGUGAUAGUGAGUGUGUGCAUCGUGUUAGUGAGAGUGCGUUUCAUCGAGUGUAGCGUGUUUUAAGUGCGAAAUUCGUGAGAAGAAAAGUGCCCCGUGUGUGUUGUGAUUGCGUGUGUUGUGCGGCCGAACGCGAAUUCGGCGGACAUUUUCGAGUGAAUCGUGCCGACGCGAGUGUUUCUGUGUGUUUUGUGAGUGAAAAAGUGAGUGUUUCAGUGAGUGAAUAGUGUUUUUCAGUGAGUGCAGUGUUUCAUUGUGCGACAAAAAGUGUUAGAACUUCUCAUCGCAGCCGGAGACCACGCAGCCGCAUCCCCAGCGAGACCGAGGACAGCCGACGAGGACAGCAGACCACCGUGACAGCAGCUUUGGACCUUCGGACCAGGAUCGCCGAACAAGAUGCCGAGGCCAAAAAAGUACAGAGGUGGAUUCAAGAAGAAGCCCAAGAGCACCGAGUCAGCUUCAACAUCUUCCGCCAAAACUCAACAGACUGAAGAAGUGGCAGACACCAGCACCGUCAACACUGGGUCCCAGUCGGUGUUCAAAAAGCCUGCUCCAAGACCAAGAACCGCAACGUCCAGCGUGUCAAGUCGGGACACAUCAUCGUCAUCGACCUCAACUUCGGUGUCGUCGCGAGCGCCUGUCGAAGGCCUACCACAUCAAGUAGAGCAGAUUGACGUUGGCCAGUGGUUGGUGAGCGGCCAAUACAACAAAGACACCAAUCAAGGCGGUCAAAGAGGACGUGGACGUGGGCGUGGACGUGGACGUCCAAAAAAAACAGACAAACGUCCCCUAUCUUGGCGGAGCCAGACCUCAAAUGCGAGUGUCUCCGAGCCCAGUUUGCCACCACCAGAUGUUUCAGUUGCUGAACAAAGUCAAGAGCGGCCAGAGAGCGGCCAAAACAACGAAAACAAUGAAGGUGGUCAAAAAGGACGUGGACGGGGCGGCAGAAAAAAAACCGACAAACGUCCCCAAUCUUGGCGGAACCGGACUCAAAGUGCGAGUGCCACCGAGCCCAGUUUACCACCAACCGAUGUUUCAGUUGCUGAAGAAAGUCAAGAGCGGGCAGAGAGCGGCCAUAACAAGAACGACACCAUUCAAGGUGUUCAAAAACGACGUGGACGCCCUAAAAAAUCAGACAAGAAUCCAGGUUGCUUAGAACCCAACACACAGAGUUCCAGUGUUACCCAGCCCAGUUUGCCACCGCCCAAUGUUCCACCUGCAGAUGCACCUCAAGGAACACCAAUGAAUCUGCCAGCUCAACCAAGGGAACUGCCAACAGACAUGGCAGGUCUGGCGCGGUUGGCGAACACGAUGUUCAUGGAGAGAGUCGCCGCUGAGUUCGCCAGGAGGUUGGCAAUGAGCCAAGAGGAUGCUCCCAAUGGGCAGCCUGAGAUCGUCGCUCAGGAACCAACACAGCCACGACGAUCCAGGAGGAUUGCCACCAGGUCAACAGCGUCAUCUACAAGAAGCGACGCCGCUCGAGCUGACCCCGUUCCUGAUGAUCAGGAAUCCGAGGGAAACCGCAGGACACCCAGGGGAAGGAGUGCUCCCGCUGCUGCGGGGCAAACCAGUGCUCGCAGGGGCAGACGAAGCGGAAAAGUUCAACAUGUAGGAGUUCAACUCGAUGACGACGAGCACCCUGAGCCUGCAGAGGUGGUGAGAGAUCCGGCGCGCCGCCGAACAUCGCGCCGCAUUUCAAGCCGUUUGUCAGCUGCCUCAUCUGUCAACACUUCCAAUACCAGCCUGGGAGGUGACGUCGACGCGGGUCCAAUUGUGGCUGCGGACGUCCAAGUCGUCAACGCCCCUGGCGGCCCAGGUGGCCCUGGCGGCUCAGAUGACCCUGACGACUCUGACGGUGACGACGACAACGGUGGACCUGCUGAUGCCGCUGACGGCAGUGAGGGUGAAGCCGAUUCGCCUGUUUUAACGCCAGAAGAUCCACAAGAUGAGCCCUUUGAGCCACCUGAGUGGGUGCGGAGACAAGUUGGCCUCCCAAUUCCUAGAGCUCCAACUGUUCCCAUCGUGAUCCAGCAGGACAACCACGACUACCAUCCAGACCCGCGGCGGCCAGCUCAACCUCCAAGAGGUCUCCGAGGGGAACGAGACGUCCGCAAUUACAACAGGGCAGUUCGCGAGGGCACUUACAACGCAGCGCGAGGUCCGCUGCCCGACUUUGUCCAAAGGUUUCCGCUCGGGACCUUUGGCGGUGACCCCGACAACGACGGCGGGAUCUACAGGUGCCGCCACUGCCGGGCUUGGUUCUUCCCAGCAGAACUCACUCCUGAUGACAUCGCGCGAGGUCUGUACACUUGCUGCACGAGGGGAAAGGUUCCCAUUCUUCCCGCCGAAGAUUAUCCUGAAGAGUUGGUGUUUGUGCUUCGAGAUCACAAAAGACACGUCCGCACCAUCAACCUUUUGAUCGCUCCUGCUCAGUUCGAGGCCAAACGCGUGCAAUUCCCGACGACACCAGGAAGACGCGCGCCAAAUAUCUACAAAAUCCACGGCCAGACGCACGCCUACCUGCCACCGCUCGAUCCCAGGCCAGCGGCGAACGAGGCGGGCACCGCAGCAGGCGGACGACCGGGAGUCCAGCAGCGCCGCAACUGCCAGCUCAUUGGCUUUGUCACCCCCCAGAGGGUGGCUGAGCAGGUGGUCGGAGGUUUGGCGCACCAAAAACCUCCAGAAGAUGUCGUCGCUACAAUCGUCGAGUACAUGGAAGAAAACAAUCCCUACUUCAAGAUGUUCUCCCUGGCGCACAUGUACAUCGACGAAGAACUGAGGAACAACGGUACCGUGGGAGAAGUCACCAUCGUCUUCAAGAAUCCCAACAGAGACAAGGUCACCUUGCGCCACAACACCCACGCUCUGCCGGCAGAAGAGAACGAGGUGGCGGCACUCUUCGCGGCAGGUGGUGAGCCAGACGGUAUGAACACCUUCGUCGUCAAAGAUGGACAGCGAGUGCGCCUGAAGCCGACCGACCCGAACCGCGACGCCCUCGUCUACCCAUUGAUGUACCCCAAAGGAGUCGUCGGUUGGCACCCGAACAUCCAGCACGUCGGACCCAACGUCACUGCCACAAGAAAUCGCGUCACGAUGAACGAGUUCUACAAGUUCAAGAUGUACCGGCGACGUCCUCUGCAGGUUGAGCUGAACUGCGGGACCCUGACGCAGCAAUUUGUCAUCGACCAGUGGGUCCGCAUCAACCAGAACCGUUUCAGCUUCCUCGAGUACGGCUUGGACCAAGAGCUCAUGUUUGCCUCAAGGAGGGACUUGGUGGAGUACAUGGAGAAGAUCGCGGACGACAUGAACUACGAGGUCGGCAGAUCCGUCGUCCUGCCGAGGAGUUUCCAGUACGGGGACGAGGCGAUGAAGACUCUGUUCCAACAUGCCAUUGCUUCCAUCAAGAGAACCGGUGUUCCCACUUUCUUCGUCACGAUGACGGCCAACCCACGCGAGCUGGAGUUUGACGACAUCCCAGGCUUCAACCCCAAUGACGGCUCCCUCAACAGCGACAUCGUGUGCCGGGCAUUCUGGGCCAAAGUGCUGAAGCUGAAGAAACUGCUGCUGGACGAUCAGGUAAUGGGACAUGUCACUAACUACAUCUUUGUUACAGAAUUCCAGAAACGAGGACUUCCCCACAUCCAUCUUAUCCUCACGACCAGCUCACCGUUGGUCAACCCUGGUGACGUCGAUGCCUACGUCUCCACCUCCAUCCCUGACGAACACCGCGACCCUGAACUUCACGACACCGUGAAGAGAUAUAUGCUGCAUCGGUGCACCUACCUCUGUGCUGGCGGCAGAGGUGGAGUCUGCAAGAAAGGUUUUCCUGCACCGUUCCGCGACGAGACUGUCCUCAACGACGGGCGCGGGUUCGUCCAGCUGAGGCGACUGGACGACGGACGCAAGAUCAAGGUUCGGGGCAACGAAUAUACCAACCAGCACGUUGUCCCGUACAACCCGCUCCUCCUGAAGACGAUGCGAUGCCACAUUAACGUCAUGCCCUUCGUGAACAUGAAGCAAGUUCGCUACAUUGUCAAGUACAUCACGAAGGGCCCGGACAUGGCGGUCAUCGAGCAGACGGCGCGAACGACAGGGCAUCGCAUUCGGAAUGCGAACCGGCUGACUCGUCGUGAUCGGAUGGCUCUCAGCAUGGAGGUGCGCAACUACAUCAGCGGCGGCGCCCCCAACGACAACGCCCAGGAGGCGGAGGUGGAGGCGGAGGAAGACGAUGACGAACCUUGCAACGGCAUCCUCUGCGUCAACGAGAUCAAGAAGACCUUGGAUUGCAUGUACACGACGUCCACAGAGGCAACCUGGCGCACUCUUCAGCUUCCAAUGAAGGACAUGUUGUUCACGGUGUACGACUUGAAGGUACACACUGAGGAGGAGACGCCGGUCUUCUGGAGGGCGCGUGGACAGGAGGCGAUCGUCGAGGCUGCCACACGGCCUCUCAAGAAUACAAGGUUCCUCGGUUUCAUGGACGUCUGCAGGAACGCGCUUGACCCUGAGGAGCUCGCCCUGCUGAACCGCAUCAAAUUUGUGGAGCUGCCUCAACACUACGUGUGGAAUGACAAGGACCGCGUCUGGACACGCCGCAAGAGGGGAGGCGAGAAGAUCAUCGGCGUCGUCUCCACCGUCAGCCCCAAGAACAUCCAACGGUACUGGCUGCGCGCCAUCGUUCAACACAGAGCGUUCAUCACCAGCUACCAGGACGCCAAAACCGUUGAUGGGGUUGAGUACGCCACCUUCCGCGAGGCAGCUGUGGCCCUGGGACUUGCUCGCAACGACCUUGAGCACCUCAACUGCCUGCGGGAGGCGGCGGGGAUGGAAGCGACGCCGUUCGCCAUGCGCAUCCUGUUUCUCCUCUUGCUCCUCCACGCAGCACCAGCAAGGCCGGCUCAGCUCUUCGAGCAAGUUUGGGAGAGCUUGGUCGGCGAAUUCCACCUGAGACGCGACCCCGAAGGCAGUCGACUCCGCGUGCUGCGCUACCUCGCCAGGAAGCUGCUGCUCAACAACGCUCCCCUGGACGAGGAGCUGUUCGCGGAGAUCAACAUCGACGAGCUCCGCGCCAACAUCGACGACGACAUGACGGUGGACGAGGCAGUGGACGACGACGUCAUCCCUGACGGUGCCGCUGUCCAAGAUCAGUACGACAGACUGAACGUCCAACAGCAGGAGGUGGUGGACACCAUCAUGGAGGCCGUGCUGGACUACUCGUCGCCCGACCACCUCGACCAGUGCCGGCUCUUCUUCAUGGAAGGUCCAGCCGGCACCGGCAAGACCCACACGUACAGAGUCAUCGUGCAGAAGCUGGCGCUGAUGGGCAUGUCCACCAUCAACAUGGCGUUCACCGGAGUCGCGGCCGCCCUUCUCGACAACGGACGCACCCUUCACUCUGCCCUUGGCCUGCCCAUCCCUCUCACCAGGGACUCGGAGUCUCACCUUCAGCCCCAGUCGACAAACUACAAGUUGGUUCAGGGUGCCAGCCUCGCGAUCAUCGACGAGGUCACGAUGGCGUCCGUGAACGCCUACAAGGCGGCGGACAGGCUGUUCACGCGAGCCAAGGACCCUGAGUCAACUUCGCCGUUUGGAGGCUGCCCGGUGCUCUUUGGAGGGGAUCUCCGUCAACUGUGUCCGAUCCCCAAUCAGAACGAGACAGUUGACGAGAUCCACUUCAGGAACUCCGAGCUGUUGGCGCAGUGCCAAGUUCUCCAUCUGACAGAGAACAUGAGGGCCAACGAGGACGAGCGCGACUUCGCCCAGCUUCUCAAGACCAUCGGCGAAGGUUCCCACCCGUGCCCUCCAGAACUUCCCGAAGGUUCCUUUGUCGUCCCUGACGAGUGGAUCCUCCCAAACAACAACCUGGACCAGUUGAUCCACUGGACCUUCGGCGACGAUCCGUCUGUUGAGGGCGAGGACUGCGCCAUCCUGACGGCCAAGAACGACGACUGCAGGAAGAUCAACAACCGCAUCUUGGCCAAGAUGGCGGGACCUGAAGAGGUUUCAGUCCUGCUGUCCGAGGACAGCGUUGUCGACGACGAUCCGAACAACCCUCUCGUCGACGACGGUGGAGACCUUCCCGAAGACCGCCGCCUCAUCCAGCUGGACGAACUCCACAUCCUGAACCCUCCCGGCCUGCCCUACCACGACCUUAACAUCAGGGUCGGUGCCAUUGCCAUCAUCAUCCGAAACCUGGACGUCGCCAGCGGGAUCGUCAAUGGCACCAGGGUUUGCGUCGAGGACUUCACCAGAAACAGGGUCAGGGUGAGAGUUCUCAGCGGUGCCGACCGGAUUAGAGGUCGCGUCAUCGAGCUGCCGAGGAUCGAGUUCGUCGGAGAUGUCAGCCCGCUCGUCAAGAUGAGAAGAAUCCAGUUUCCUCUCAAGAUUGCGUUCGCCAUGACCAUCAACAAGAGCCAGGGCAUGACUCUGCGCAAGGUCGGCGUUUUUCUCCGCAGAUAUCUGUCCGACCACGGCAAGCUCUACGUCGCUCUCAGCAGAGUACGUAGAGCUCAGGACAUCAGGAUGGUGCUGUGUCCGGACGACAGGCAGGGACGGCAUCCGGACACCGGGGCAUGGUUCACCCACAACGCGGUCCGCCAUCACCUGUGGAACCUCGAGGAACCGCCGGCACCACCACGGCCGGAAGAAGAAGUUCCUCCUCCUGUCCAGCUUUUCACAGGACAUGACAACUGCGUUGUGGAGCCUGCCGUGUCUGAUGAUGGAGAGGAUGAGGACGACGACAGAGAGGACGACGACGGCGAGGAUGACGACGACGAUGACGACGACUACGACGACGACGACGACUACGAGAUGGACGACGGCGACGAGGAGGACGAAGACGUCAACUGGCGACCGCCCCGCCCUUUGACCCCGCUGGAAGAGCCCGUCGACGCUGCUCAAGCUGAGUUGAACUUGGCCGCCUUCAUGGAGGAGCUCGCACAGCGCGACCGCGAACGUGGACGUCCACCAAUGCCUCAAGAAGGAUCGCCCAGGCAGAGAUUCCAGCAGCGAUUCUUCAGCCAGGAAGUGAUGAACGAGUUCACGUUUGAUGGCCGCGGCUCCCAUCCUGAUGACAUCGCGGACUUGGUCGACGAGGACGACGACAACUGGGAGCCGAUGCCGCAAGAAGACCUGGACGAGCUGUGCGCCUCAGCGAUCGUGCACGUCCUCCGUUCCCCGAGGAUCACCAGCAACCUCAACACCCAGGAACGAGACGAGCGCCAGCAAGAGCGCCUGAUGGAGGUCUACUUUGAGGACAUUCGACGGGAAAAUGAACAUCAUCGUUCCCCGAGCGUCGCCAGCAACCUCAACACUCAGGAACGAGAGGACCGCCAGCAAGAGCGCCUGACGGAGAUCUUCUUUGAGGACAUGAGGCGGGAAAACGAACAUCUCCAGAUGCAGCCCCAAACAUCACUGCCAACAGCCGACUGGAGGUCCCGUUUCAACAGUGAAGACUUCUUGGGCGACGGCGCCGAUUUCUCUGUCUUCACAAAGUUCGACGCUGAAAAUCCAGCUAGCGUCGGCCACUUCAAGAAGAUGGCAGAGCAGAAUUGGCUGAAGAGACAUCCCAACUUCAAGAUCUCCGAAACGGACCUUCGAGACGCCGGGCCUUCAACAUCAGGGACCAGCAACAAAAGGGCGGCCGCGGUCUCCAAUACGCCGGGAUCGGACAACCCACCUCCACCAAAGAGGACACCAGCCAGGCUGAGGUUGGACGACGAGGACAACGACGACUUGGCAUCGUGUUUCCUGAGCUUGCAGUUGCAGCUUCCAGAACUGCUCAACGAGGCUCUGCAAAACACAGAGGCUCGUGAACAAGCCGAGCGGUUGCAACACCAAGGAGCGUUUCUGCCCGCCGCUGCCUUGCAACCUGAGUUCCUGGGCUUGCAGCGGACCGGGCAAUUCGGCACUCAAGAGCCACAACUGCGCGCCAGGGAACAAGAUCCUCGCCAAGUCCACUCGCAGCCUCCAGAGUCCGACUUCCUGAGAGUGAUGACCCACUGGAUGGAGGUAGAUACCAGCUCGGAAGACGACCAGAUGCAGUGAGUGAUUCGACCCUUCGAUUGACACUUUAGUUUGAUUUCCUUUUUUUCCAUGCGGCAAGUCGGGGUUUCAAGCAAAUCAGCGCGGCGACCAAUCGGAUGAGCCAGCUCUUCACGCCACCAAGCGUCCACUUCUCUCUAGAGCGUCGGAGAUCUUUAGAGAUUUGGACGCUAGGUGGCGUGAAGAGCUGGCUCAUCUGAUUGGUCGCCGCGCUGAUUUGCUACAUAUUACUUACUUUCUGACUUUCCGCUCAUUUUCAACUUAUAUCCAAUUUGUGUUUUAUUUGAGUUUCAUUAAUUUCUUCUCAUUCCUGUUUGAAAUGUAUCUUCCAACUUAAGAGCAAGUCGUGGUUUCAAGUAAAUCAGCGCGGAAACCAAUCGGAUGAGCCAGCUCUUCACGCCACCAAGCGUCCACUUCUCUCUAGAGCGUCGGAGAUCUUUAGAGAUUUGGACGCUAGGUGGUGUGAAGAGCUGGCUCAUCUGAUUGGUCGCCACGCUGAUUUACUACACAUUCCUUACUUUCUGACUUUUCGCUCAUUUUCAACUUAUUUCCAAUUUGUGUUUUAUUUAAAUUUCAUUAAUUUUUUCUCAUUCCUGUUUGAUAAUAUGUAACUUCCUACUUAAGAAUUUAUAAUAUUAAACUGUAUUUGAAAAGCAACCUAGAUUAUUGUAACUUCAAACGACUGAAUAAAUAAAGACUUAUUAUUGUAAUUCCUGAUUAGACUUAGAAUAAAGUAAUUUAAUUUGUAAUAUGUAAUCUGCGAUAGUUGUAAUCGAUGAGACUUGAAUUAAAAUGUUUAAUUUUUGUGAUAGAAUUGACACUUCCAUGUAAAUGCACAUAAAAUUACUGUAAAUUUAUCGAAUUGUAUUAAACACAUUGUAAUAAAUCGUAAUAAGCAAUCCUUUGUAAUACUGAGACCUGAAAUAAAUUGCCAUUGUUAUUUUUUAAAAUUAA